AUGCCGUCGUCGGUGCUCGAGGCCAAGAUCGUCGUCCUCGGCGCCCAGGGUGUCGGCAAGACGUCGCUCGUCAUGCGCUACUGCAAAGGUACCUUUGAUCCGGCUCAAACCAUGUCUACGGUCGGCGCUAGUUUCCUGACCAAGCGCGUGGUCGACACGGAUACCGAUACUCUGGUGAAGAUGCAGAUCUGGGAUACGGCUGGCCAAGAGCGUUUCCGCUCCAUCUCCCGUCUCUACUACCGCGGCGCGAAUGCCUGCAUCCUUUGCUACUCCAUCACCGACGCCAGGUCCUUCAACGAGAUGGGCGUCUGGCUCUCCGAGCUGCGCAGCAACCUGCCAUCCGACGUCGUGCUGCAUGUGGUCGGCACAAAAGCUGACAUCGUCGCGCGAGACCCUUCCCGCCGCGAAGUCCCCUUCGAACGCUGCAUCGCCUACGUAGCGGAGCACCUUGCUCCCGGGGCUAGCUCAACCCCGCCCCCGACCGCAACCCCCUUUCCUACUACUGCGAACCAAGCCAACAACAACAACAACAACAACAACAACAACAACAAUAACAAUAACGACACCAACAACGACUCUACAUCCCACUCCUACUCUCACACCCUCGCCGGCUUUCCGUUUACCUUCCCCGGCACCUCCUCCCACCACUCCUCCUCGCACAACACCCCUCCCCCGGCCACAACUAACGCCAUCGAACCGCGCUCCCCCUCCUCCAAACGCUCCUCCGGCUUCUGGGGCCAAGAAGCAGGAUGGGACGCCUGCCACGAAGUCUCCGCCGAAUCGGGCGAAGGCGUCGACGAGGUCUUCCGCGUCGUCACCCGCAAGCUGGUCGAGCAGAACAGAAGGAUUCAGGCUGCACUGUUAGCUGCUACUGGCGGGUCGCUCGUGGAUGAGCAUGGGCAUGGGGGUGCAGGCACUGGGUAUCAUGGGUAUGGGUAUGGAGGGUAUUAUCAUGAUGGUGUGGCAGGCGUUGGGUAUUAUGAGGCGACGGGGAAUGGGAGGGGGGGCAGUUUUCGGGUGGGGAGGGAUCGGAGGAGUUGGAUUGGAACACCUUUUGCGUUGCCGGCGGGGGAGCCGGGUGAUGAGGAUGAGGAGACGGUUGAGAGGAGACGAGGGAGGGGUAGGUGCUGUUAG
Molecule: messenger RNA, 1134 nt
Organism: Thermochaetoides thermophila DSM 1495
Lineage: Eukaryota; Fungi; Ascomycota; Sordariomycetes; Sordariales; Chaetomiaceae
Product: putative GTP-binding protein
Exons: 2
Coding region: 1-1134 (377 amino acids)
Biological process (GO): intracellular protein transport
Cellular component (GO): endomembrane system
Molecular function (GO): GTP binding; GTPase activity
Source: RefSeq, a predicted model, not a curated record